Messenger RNA from Schistosoma turkestanicum, 1854 nucleotides. NCBI's taxonomy places the organism in Eukaryota, Metazoa, Platyhelminthes, Trematoda, Strigeidida, Schistosomatidae. The record is from the annotation of a GenBank genome assembly.
GUUGGCUGCAAGUGGAAGUGCGCCUUAUUCGAUGAUGGUUUUAAGGACCGAAGACUGUAAUAACAGGGACUGGCGCUCCAAAAGCAAUCACCGUUGUUGUUUCAAUUCCCUAUUUCGAAACAAAGAGACUGUGUGUAUAUCAGAUUCAGUUUGCUCCACUUCUUCUUCAUCAGCUGGUCAUCGAAAACGAUCCAGCUCGUCCGAAAAAGGAUCUUCUGGUUACGGUUGUUCAGACCCUAAAAGAUGUCGUGUUUCAGAACAUAGUAAAAGGCGGAAUCAUAGUUCCCAUGUAUCACUUCCUAAUUUCAAUCACACAACGAGCACCUGUAAGGCAGUACGUAUAUCUGGUGAUAAGGGCCAUCCUCGAGACCGUUCUGACAGUUCCUCCCGCAGUGGCAUCGUUCCUAGUCAUGCUACCAAACCUCCGUCUCACCCAACUAAGCGAGAACGGCAGCGUAGUCCAAGUAUCGAAAUCCAUGAUGGGCAUUCAAUACGUGUUCACUUACGUAAUGGGCGAUUUCCUGGUUCUCUGAAACUCCACGAAAGAGAUGACAAGCAAAUAGCACGUCGGAAGAGAGAAGAAAGGCGUCGCGACGAAAAGGCACGAAGGAAGGCUAGUCACGAACAUCACAAACGCAAGCCAUCUGCCAUUGUACCAGUCGGUGACAUUAUCAAGCGACGCUUUCGAGUGGAGAAGAUACUAGGAGAGGGUAGCUAUGGGCAAGUUUUUGAAUGUUUUGACUUGUACACAAAUUCGUUGACUGCCGUCAAGGCUCUAAAACCCCAAAGUGAUUAUAGUGAUGCUGCGCGUCAUGAGGUUAAUGUUCUAGAAACGAUUGCAAGAUUAGAUUCCAAAGAUCGAUCCCAUUGCAUAUCAUUUAUAGAUUUUUUUGAAUGGCAUGAACACUUCUAUAUUGUAUUCCCCCUACUUGGUCCAAGUGUUUUCACGUUUCUCGAAAAAAAUGACUAUGAACCCUACACCAUUGAACAAUGUGCAAUAAUUAUACGACAGUUAUGUGAGGCCGUUGCCUUUUUGCACCGAAAUAAGCUCACACACACAGAUUUAAAACCUGAGAAUAUUUUGUUUGUUGAUGGCGCAUACGACGAAGUCUAUGUUAAUCAUCGUGGCAGGCCAGUACGGCGAAUCCGUAAUCCAUCUAUAAAACUUAUAGACUUCGGGUCAGCCACAUUCGACGAAGAUCACCACUCGACUACCAUACAAACAAGACACUACCGUGCUCCUGAAGUUGUUAUGGAGCUUGGAUGGAAUCGAUCUGCCGACGUAUGGUCUAUAGGAUGUAUUUUGUAUGAAUUGGUGACUGGACAAUGCUUAUUCAUGACACAUGAUAAUCUUGAACACCUAGCGAUGAUGGAACGUUUACUAGGGACGCUUCCUAAGUGUAUGACAAAAGUAUCCCGUCGACGACGAUAUUUUCGCCAUGGUCGGUUAUAUUGGUCUCCUGAUUCUUCAGAAUCUCGUUAUGUUAGGAGAGUUUUGAAACCUCUCGGUGACUACUGGUUUUCUAAUUCCGACCUUUACAAGCGCCUGGCAUUCGAUCUUGUUAAAGAAAUGUUGGUGUACAUUCCGUCAGAACGAAUAACCUGUUCAAGAGCAUUAGAGCAUCCUUUUAUUCUCUCUUUUCAUAGCUAAAAUUACUCACUACCCCUGUACAAUAUUCCCCCUGACUAUGAUUAUCAUUUAUAUUUUUGUGAAUAUUUGUUUUCUGUACAAUGGAUACACAUGUUGGUCGUCGGUAGUAUUACAGAUUUUUCUUGCUCCGUCUAGGUUUUAAAGAUUUAUUUUCAUAUUGUCCCAAGAAUCGAUAGCAGAGCAAUUAAAAAAAAAUUUUCGUC